AUGCCCAGAAAGGCGGCGGUCAAGUACCGCUCCCUGCGCUCAAACCUCGUCCACCUCCCCCUCUCCCUCUACGCGUCUCUCGCGCAGUCACAGACACGUCCUCAAGGCCUCAUCCUCCACCUCGCCCCGCUCGUCCCAGCGUCCAGCUCAAGGCGUGCUCCGCAGAGCGCAUACCUCGGAUGGUCGGGCUUGGCCGCCGCCAGCUCCCUCUCGGGUAUUGGCGGCAGCCAGCUCGAGACGCUCGAAGUCGACCCGGAGGUGGCUCUCAACUAUGGCUGGGCCGAGGGCACAAUCCUUGAGAUCAGUAUCAUCCACAACCCGACCAAGGCUCGUUCCGUGUCUGUGACACCGCUGUCGACUGAUGACUGGGAGAUUCUGGAGCAAAAUGCAAACUACCUCGAGAACAACCUCCUGGGCCAGCUCCGUGCUGCCCAAAAGGGCCAGGAAAUCGAUGUCUGGGUCAUGGGUCGCACCAAGAUCCGUAUACGUGUUGAUGCUACCAACCCGCCCACAACGUCGUCCUCUGUCGUGCUCGUGAACGCCGAUACUGAAAUCUACGUCGCGCCGCGGCCGCGUAAUGCGACCAGCAGCGCGCCCGAGCCCGCCAAGGUGGUCACACCGGCCCAGCUGCCCGUGUCGUCGUCGUCGAGCAAGGGCAAGACCCCCACCGUCAAGGAGGCGACCGUCCGUGUGGUCCCCCCACGGGUUGCCGCCAAGUGGGGCUUCCCGACGCUGUCCCACGACGACAGCCAGAUUGCCGGCAACGACAAGGUGGCGUGGUGUGCGCCCUCUACGCUGGCCAAGAUCCGCCGGCGUCUCGGCGUGGAGCAGCAGGCAAAGGACACGCCCGUGUUUGCAAGCUUCCGUCGCGAGAAGGAGCCCACGCCCGAGGACGAGCCUGCCCCCGCGUCUCCCAAGGAGGGCGAGCAGGGACAGGAGACUGCAGAGGAGGAGGAGCCGCCCCUCCAGGCCUGGCUCGUGGGGUGGGACGAGAUGCCUGCUGGCUGCGUCGUGCUCUCUGGCGAGCUGGACGCCGAGUGGUCACCAUGGGUUACUGCCAGAAUCACCGCGGCGACGCCCAAGACCAACAAGGCCAAGGCCAACGGCACUUCCCCGACCCACAUUCUCAACCUUCCCCAAUCCCCGGACCCGCCACUCGCUGGUGUAGCCAAGGUGCUCGACAGCGCAAUCAGCUACUUUACCCGUGCUGCCAUUUCGGGAUCUGCCAAGCCGCUGCUCAUCACAGGCGCCAAGGGCUCAGGCAAGACGGCCAUUGCAAAGGCCAUUGGCGCGUCCCUCGAGGCGGACCGCAGCAUCCUUGCCGAGGUCAUCUACCAGGAUGUCGGCCGCAUGGACCCCGACUCGCGCGUCAAGCAGACCAAGGAGGAAAUGUCCAAGUGGAUCGAGGACGCCGAGCGCCGCCGCCCGUGCAUCAUCAUUCUCGACAACCUCGACCUGUUACUGUCACCCGAAAACGAAAACACGGCGUCGUCCAACCCGGCCAUCCUUGCCGAGCACUUUUCCCGUCUCUUCAGCUCCGAGACGUUGCCCCAUGGCGUCAUGGUCCUGGCGACGGCCACGGGUUCUGCGUCGUUGCACGGUCUCCUGACGUCCAAGCACAUUUUCGGCGAGAGCAUGAAGGUCCAGCCUCCCAAGAGCGACACACGUCGCGAGAUUCUCGAGGUGCUCGUCAAGGCGCAGGAGCAGUCGCCCGGCGAGGCGGCGCGCAGCGUCGUGGUCGUCUCGGAAGCGACCGAGCUCGACUACGUCACCCUCGCGACGCUGACGGAGGGAUACUCGGCGUGCGACUUGAGCGACUUUGUGACGGGCGCAAACCAGCAGGCCAUGAUCCGCUGUACGCGCGGCGACCCCGCGACCGAGGACCCCCGGCUGACGAUGGACGACUUUGUCGCUGCCCAAGAGGCGUUUACGCCCUUUAGCCUGCGCGGCGUGUCGCUGCAAAAGUCGGAUGUGCGCUGGGCCGACAUUGGCGGCCUGCACGAGGCGCGCCAGGUGCUCCGCGAGACGCUCGAGUGGCCUACCAAGUAUGCGCGUAUUUUCGCGCACUCUCCCCUGCGUCUCCGGUCCGGUCUCUUGCUGUACGGAUACCCCGGUUGCGGCAAGACGCUGCUGGCCUCGGCUGUCGCGCGCGAGACGGGCCUCAACUUUAUCAGCGUCAAGGGUCCCGAGAUCCUCAACAAGUAUAUCGGCCAGAGCGAGCAGUCGGUUCGCGACCUGUUUGAGCGCGCAUCGGCGGCCAAGCCGUGUGUGCUUUUCUUUGACGAGUUUGACUCCAUUGCGCCCAAGCGUGGCCACGACAGUACCGGCGUCACGGACCGCGUCGUCAACCAGAUGCUCACGGAGAUGGACGGCGCCCAAGGCCUGGACGGCGUGUACGUCCUCGCCGCCACGUCGCGCCCCGACCUCAUCGACCCGGCGCUGCUGCGUCCGGGCCGUCUCGACAAGUCGAUCCUGUGCGACAUGCCCUCUGUCCAGGACCGUCUGGAGAUUAUCCAGUCGUUUACAAACAAGCUGCACGUCGCGCCCGGCAUCGACUUUGAGCAGCUCGCGUUCGACACCGAGGGCUUUUCCGGCGCAGACCUCCAGGCCCUCGUGUACAAUGCCCACCUGGACGUGGUGCACUCUGUGCUCAACAAGCCUGCCGACGAGGCCGAGGAGCCCGUCGUCAGCAAGGGCAAAGGAAAGGGCAAGGGCAAGGCGGUGGACAACGGCAAGGGCAAGGGUAAAGGAAAGGGCAAGGGCAAGGCCGUCGACAAUGGCGACGACGCGUCCAACGGCGACGACUACGAGCACGAGCACAGCGCGUCCAACGGCUCGGCGGCUCCCCCGGCUGCUGCCGCGCACAAGCCGGCAUACCGCCAGCUCCAGCCUGAGGAGACGACCAUCACCUCUGCGGCGCGCACGGCCUUUGCCGAGCGCAUCGAGACGAUCGUCGCCUCCACCACCCCGCAGACGGCCGAGACGGAGGAAGUCGAAAAGGAAAAGCUCGCCACGCCCGUCAUUGAGGAACGCCACCUGCGCGAGUCGAUGAAGGCCACCAGGCCGUCCGUGGCCGCAUCCGAGAAGGCCCGGUUUGCAAGGAUCUACUCGGCGUUCGUCACGGACCGCGAUGGCAACAUGCAGAAUGGCGAUGGGGGGCGUGCGACGGGCACGCGGUCGUCGCUGAAGUAG
Molecule: messenger RNA, 3192 nt
Organism: Apiotrichum porosum
Lineage: Eukaryota; Fungi; Basidiomycota; Tremellomycetes; Trichosporonales; Trichosporonaceae
Gene: PEX1
Product: Peroxisome biosynthesis protein pex1
Exons: 10
Coding region: 1-3192 (1063 amino acids)
Biological process (GO): protein import into peroxisome matrix
Cellular component (GO): peroxisomal membrane; cytosol; peroxisome
Molecular function (GO): ATP hydrolysis activity; ATP binding
Source: RefSeq, a predicted model, not a curated record